UUCUCCUUUUCUCACCCCUUUUACUGCCAAUCUUCAAUCUUGUGACGUCACCCCCGCAACCCCACACUCUCUCUCCAAGGGCCCCUUUCGCCAUCACAGCCUUCCCCGCACUCCCAGUCAAUCGUCCGGUCAGCUGGUUGGUUAGCUGUUACCUCAGUAAAUGCCCGCACUGCCACAGCAAGGUACACUGUACAUAAGAUAGGUUGCUAUCGGAAAACCGGCUGUGCGAUACCGAGGCCGUCGUCCCCAGAUAAGAUGCGCGGCCCUAUCCAGCAGCUGGGCAACGAGGACACUGAUACAGCGACAGAGAGCCGAGCACUAGACGGCGAGCCACAGGAGCCACAAGACCAGGACGACGGCGAUACCCUCGUCCGGAGCAUCCGCGACUUUCUGAGCUCGGCGGCCCAAGUUGUUCUCCCCGCCCAAGACAACAACGAGCCGCUAGGCGACGACGGCGAGGACGUUGACGGCGAGGGAGAGGCCGACGACAGCUCGUACUACUGGGAUGCGUCGACCAUGGCCCCGCUCAAUGCAGCCUCAGCGGCCGCCAUCGCCCGACUGCGGGCCUUCAGACCGCCCCCUUUCCCGCUAUGGGACCGCCUUCCCGUCACCCGGCGCGCUGCCGUGCUGAUGCUGCUGUACGCCGACCGGAGGGGGGACCUGCGCGUCGUCAUCACCAUGCGCGCCGCUAGCCUGCGCAGCUUCUCAGGACACGCAGCGCUUCCUGGAGGGAAAGCCGACAGCAUAGAGGAAUCACCAUACGAGAUUGCUCGCCGCGAAGCAUGGGAAGAAAUCGGCCUGCCCAUGGACGAUUCAAAGAUCCCGCCUCCCUUCAGAAUCGAGCACCUGUGCUACCUGCCCCUAAGUCUGGCAAGGACAGAGCUUGCGGUGCGGCCGUGCGUGGCAAUGCUGCACACGACAGAACCGCCGGUGCCUACCGCCGGCACCGCCAUCACCACUACUGAUUACGGUACUAACCCGGCUGCUACCGCAACCACGACCGCCGAGGAAAGCUUGAUCCCCCGCCUCGACGCUAAGGAGGUGGCGGCCGUGUUCUCGGCGCCCUUCCACAACUUCUUGCGGGCAGCGGACGAGGAGCCGAGCAGCGACGGCAGCGGCAGCGGCAGCGGUAGCAGCCCUGGUAAACCGCUGCCGCCGGGGAAGUGGUACGAGGGCAGCUGGACCAACUACCACGACGAGCCGUGGCGGAUGCACUUCUUCUACGUGCCCGUGCACGACCAGCGCGUGACCAAGCCCAAGCCGAGCCCGCCGCCCAAGAAGAUCCGCGACGGGCUGGACGCGGAGGAGCAGCAGCAGCAGCAGCAGCAGGUCAGCAAAGAGGGCGAGGUGGUGGAAGACGGGGCCGUCGGGCGGUACAAGGUCUGGGGCAUGACGGCACGCAUGCUCGUGGACGCGGCCACCAUCGCGUACGGCAAGCGGCCCGAGUUUGAGCACAACACGCACUUUGGCGACGAGAGGCUGAUUCUCGGGCUCGAGAAGCUCGGCCGGCUGGGCCCCAAGAAGCAGGCCGGAAGUGUGCUAACAGCCGAUGACAUCAAGAUGGCGAAUGACGCGUCCAAGAUGUAAUACUUCUGGUAAUUAGAUUCGGCGUGAGGAAAGCUUGGGUCACGAUUUUCACCCAUCCAUAUUUCAAGGGUUUUGUCUGCUGUCAUGAGUAAAAUACACACAUACAUCAGACCCAGGUCCAUACUCCCACACGAACAUGGUCUUGUAGCAGCUUCCUGGUACUCAGUAACGAAGUAUCUCGGGAUCAUCUCGGCCAGCUCACAGGGCCCCAUAGCUGGUGUCUUCCUCGCUUGCCCGCUCAGUGGCACGCCGUUUCCUUGGUGAGCGGGGUGCGGCCGCCGAAAAUCAGAUAUCCCAGCCCGGCUCCCACCGAGACAGAAACCAUUACCCAGCCGUUAUA
Messenger RNA from Lasiosphaeria miniovina, 1927 nucleotides. RefSeq lists its product as uncharacterized. Gene Ontology annotation, molecular function: coenzyme A diphosphatase activity. The record is from RefSeq and is a predicted model, not a curated record. Gene Ontology annotation, biological process: coenzyme A catabolic process. Bases 256 to 1587 code for a protein of 443 amino acids. NCBI's taxonomy places the organism in Eukaryota, Fungi, Ascomycota, Sordariomycetes, Sordariales, Lasiosphaeriaceae. The transcript has 4 exons.